Neltuma alba is the source of this 687-nucleotide messenger RNA. RefSeq lists its product as uncharacterized. The transcript has 3 exons. Bases 80 to 349 code for a protein of 89 amino acids. The record is from RefSeq and is a predicted model, not a curated record. Lineage: Eukaryota; Viridiplantae; Streptophyta; Magnoliopsida; Fabales; Fabaceae.
CCCAAGCGGAUUCACAGCAUGAACACUGCGGUUCCCACUCGCAGUUGAAGAAAGAAAGCGAAGCAGAAGAAAGGGGAAGAUGAGCGAGACAGAGACGAGGCCCGUCCCAAGGAGAGAGAGUCCAUGGGGAGUUUCAGAAGGAAACCAUCGUCAACCUAAGGCUCACCGAUGCAACGACCGAGCUGAGGAUGUCGUUCAGGCUUGCUUUGAGGGAAACCCAUUCAAGACAGUUCCCGGACCUUUCAAGCUCUUCUGGCGGUGCAUGCGCUCAAAACCUGGGGAAGAACCAACAGAGCCUUAUACUUAUUUGCAGUUGGAUCCUCCAAAGAGAGAGGUGAAACUUGAGUAGUGAAGCUUCUACAAAGGCCUUAAGAACAAGUUCGGCCGUGAGUUUCUUAUGAGAUCCAUAAAUUUCAACUGCUGCUUGAUUGUGGAUGAAAAUUCAAGUAGUUCGGGCAUCAGUGAAGCUACUGGUUUUUUUUUUUUUUUUUUUUCAUUUUUGACUGCAAAAAUGUCGUAUAAUUAGGUUUUUUUUGGGGGGGGGGGGCAUCAGUUUUUACACCUCUCCUAUUUUCUUGAAUACAAACUAGACACCCUGUGCCUAUUUGUUCUACUGCUGGAACUUGCUUUCCCAAUAAAACUUGCCAAUGAUAAUCUAAUGAAAAAUCUUUGAUGGUACCGGUUUUA